Fonsecaea erecta is the source of this 1131-nucleotide messenger RNA. RefSeq lists its product as hypothetical. The transcript is spliced from 2 exons. Gene Ontology annotation, molecular function: actin filament binding; actin monomer binding. Lineage: Eukaryota; Fungi; Ascomycota; Eurotiomycetes; Chaetothyriales; Herpotrichiellaceae. Gene Ontology annotation, cellular component: cytoplasm; actin filament. Gene Ontology annotation, biological process: barbed-end actin filament capping; actin filament depolymerization. The record is from RefSeq and is a predicted model, not a curated record. Bases 1 to 1131 code for a protein of 376 amino acids.
AUGCAGUCCGGAAUCACAGCGUCCUCCGACCUGCACUCGGCCUUCAACACCUUUACCAGCGAUACCUCUCUCUUCUGCCUCCCUGCUGGCAUCACCUCUGAGUCACUCACACCUUUUCCGGCAAUCCGCUUCCCUUCCUCUCAUUCCGGCCUCUUCAACAGCAUCCACACGCUCUCCGACAUUCUGACGCUGACAGAUCCCCUCUACUUGUUCCUGCGCCGUGCUCCUACUUCAAACGAGCUGAUAGCAAUAACAUAUGUCCCUUCACGAGCCCCCGUGCGGCAAAAGACUCUCUUUGCAUCGACACGGAACACUCUUAUGCGCGAGCUCGGUUCAGAAAAGUUCUCCGACACUGUCUUUUUAACUGAGAGGGAAGAAAUCCUCGAUCCCGCCCAAUGGGAUGAGCGCUCCAAGGGCUCUGCAGCCGCAAGUGGUGGUGUUCCCACUCCUAGCGCCCGGGGAGCUGUGGAUGCCGGGCUCCUCAGCGCAGAGGAAAGAGAAUUGCAAGCCGUAAAACGAGCUGAGGAGGAAGAGAGGCAUGGGACACGAGGGAGGGAUCUGAUGGGCGAAGGAGGAAGCGGUGCAGGGCCGGGAAAAGGCGGUGUGAUGAUGAAGAUUGCAGAUGAAGCCAAGUCUGCCCUGACAGGAUUCAAAGAUACUAAUAACUCGGGGGGCAAUAUGGCCGUCUUCGGGAUCGACAUCGCGACCGAAGAGAUCCGGCUGUUAUCCACCAGUUCUGAUGUUCACCCAGGUGCAGUGGCUAGCAACAUACCGGGCGAUCGACCGAGCUAUACGUUCUACAACGCACAAGGUGUUCCCGGAAGCAUAUUCAUUUAUGUAUGUCCGGGAACGAGUAAGAUCAAGGAAAGGAUGGUUCAUGCGAGCUCAAAGUUGGGGUUGACUAAACUUGCGGGAUUUGAAGGUGUUGAAAUUGUCAAGAGACUCGAGGCCGGAGACCCGGAGGAGUUGCUCGGUGACAGAUUAGAGCAUGAGGUCAAGAAUUUGGUCGCAGCGGGAGGUGUCACUGGUGGAGAUGCUGGUGUAGAAGGCGGCGACAGCUCGGCGCCUGGAUCGGGGACGGCAACGCCCAGAGGAGGAUUUGCCAGACCAAAGAGACCAGGGAAAAGGUGA